AUGGUCCGAAUCCAGUUCAAGACGCUCCAGCAGAAGCAGUUCUUCAUCGAGGCCGAGCCCACCGAGACGGUGGCAGACCUUAAGAAGAAGAUCCAGGCCGACCAGGGCUUCCCCGCAGAGAGUCAGAAGAUCAUUUUCUCCGGCAAGAUCCUUCCUGAUGAGAAGACCGUGGGAGAGGCCAACUUCAAGGAGAAGGACUUUUGUGUCGUGAUGGUCGCAAAGCCCAAGGCUGCUCCUGCCUCCGCCGCCUCUACUUCUGCCGCCCCUUCGACUCCCGCCGCUGCCCCUGCUCCCCCUCAGACCCCCGCGCAGCCCACCUCUGCGCCCGCCUCCGCCCCCAACGCACCCGGACCCGCCGCUCCCUCCUCCGCACCCGCCGCAACCGAAGCCGAGACGCCCGCUCCCGCUGCGAACCAGCCCGCAGACGAGGCGACGUCGUUCAUUUCGGGAUCGGCGCUUGAGACGAGUAUCAGCGAGAUGGUCGCGAUGGGUUUCCCGAGGGAGCAGGUGCAGAGGGCUAUGAGGGCGAGCUUCAACAACCCGCACCGUGCUGUCGAGUAUCUCAUGACUGGCAUCCCCGACGCUCCCGCCGCCGCCGAGCCUGCCGCUGCUCCGGCUGCCGCCAACCCGCCCGGCACUCCUUCUCCCGCUUCUGGCAACGCCGCACCUCUCGCUGCCACGCCUGCUCCUGCCGCCCCCGCCAACGCCCCUCGCAACCUCUUCGAAGCUGCCGCCGCCGCACGCAACGCACCACCCGCCCCGGCCGCAGCGACUGGUGGCGCCGGCGCAUCGCCUGAACUCGCCGCGCUGAGGAGCAACCCGGUCUUUGGCCAGCUCCGCUCGCUCGUCCAGCAGAACCCGGCGCUGCUGCAGCCUUUCUUGCAGCAGCUUGGUGCGAGUAACCCUGAGCUUCUCUCUCUCAUCGAGCGCAACCAGCAAGCGUUCGUCGAGUACCUGCAAGAAGGGCUCGGCGAGGGAGAGGGCCUCGACGCCCUGCUGGACCAGUUUGGCGACGACGGCGACGACGAGGGCGGGAUGGGCGGCGGACAGUACAUCCAGGUUACGGAGGAGGAGCGCGCGGCGAUCCAGCGCCUCGUCGCCAUGGGCUUCGACGAGCAGAUGGCCAUUCAGGCGUACAUUGCCUGCGGGCGUGAUGAGCAAAUGGCGGCAAACCUCCUUCUCGAAGGCAGCUUCGAUUUUGACGACUGA
Molecule: messenger RNA, 1209 nt
Organism: Rhodotorula toruloides NP11
Lineage: Eukaryota; Fungi; Basidiomycota; Microbotryomycetes; Sporidiobolales; Sporidiobolaceae
Product: UV excision repair protein RAD23
Exons: 7
Coding region: 1-1209 (402 amino acids)
Biological process (GO): nucleotide-excision repair; proteasome-mediated ubiquitin-dependent protein catabolic process
Cellular component (GO): nucleoplasm; cytosol
Molecular function (GO): proteasome binding; polyubiquitin modification-dependent protein binding; damaged DNA binding
Source: RefSeq, a predicted model, not a curated record